AUGGGUACAAGCAGUCCCGGGAAGCACUGUAAAGUUAUCGCAGCGUUUGUUUCACUCUCAUCGCAUCUGAUUAUGCACCAAAUCGACGUCACGUCGGCUCACUUCUCGGUCGCGUUCAACAUACCACUAAACAACAUUAGUAUUUACUUUAGUAAAUUGUUUAGUUUCAGAUGCUUGCUGAUAGCUGCGGGUACUUUAACAGAAUACAUUGUUUCCCAGAUUUCGAAGCUUAUAGAUCCGGAUCCUGAUCCGGGCCCUGAUCCUGGAGGCGAAGUUGGUACCGGACAUAAAAAUCCAGUACCGAAGCAUAUUAAAUAUCGCAAAUGGAUCAGUAUGACGUGUUUUGGAGCCGUUUUAUUUGUUCGGUUGUUUUUAUUGAUUUUCUUAUAUUUUUCAUCGCAUCUAGGAUACCAUGUAUACGUCAUACUGAGUAUAGAGUCGUUCUUCUUCGGCUACUUCCACGCGUCAGUGCUUGCGAUCGUCCCAGAGCACUCACUGGCAGUGGCGCUGGCCGCGAACGCAUCUAGAUUCUUUAUUUUAUCAAUACAAGUGAUUCUAGAUUUUAUGUUUUAUUCACGACCACUGCUGAUGAUCAAAUUGCAAUGUUGGAUCGGAGUGAUUUUAACAACCGCAGCGUUUACAUCAUGGAUCUACUAUCACGAAUCUGAGACCUGCAAUGAUGUUCCGGCCCUGACGGCAAAUACCACAUCACAAGAAGCUCCGUCAGCGUCAUAUGAACAUCAAACCAUUUCUCAGCCGAAAACGAAAGGUUUCAUUACGACCUUCUUCGACGCAUUCUCACCAUUCAUGAUGUUCUUCGCCGGUUCCAUGUUUAAGGACUUCUUGUUCCCAGGAGUGUUGCCAUACGCCGUACUUCACAGGGACAAGUGCCACAUCAUCAACAUGUUGGUGCCAGUGGCAAACCUUAUCGGUCCAAUAAUUUUGUUCGUCUUGGAGUCACUCGAUUUAUUUAAAAAGUGGACAGGCACGUACAACGUGUUCUGGCUACUCGCAAUUCCUAUGGGUGUAAUAUUUGCCUAUUCAAUGCUGGCAAUUCACACACGAAACCCAUUAGCACGAAGAAUUGCAAACUCACGAGCACGAGUAAUGAUUAUCACACUAGGUGUGGUUUUCGGUAAUGGGUUUUUGGAUCCACUAAGCUUUGGAGGCGUAGCAAAGGUCGUAAAACCCGAAAGAAUUACAGAUGAAUCCGGAUCCCGAGAUUCGACAGGACAAGAAGUAGAGUUGGGGGAUAACAGCCUUAUUACCUUCCACGCAAUCUUAGCACUCUUUAUGCGUUACAUCUUCUCGAAGCUGUCAGUGGGAUAUAAUGAUACGAGGGUCAGCCUCGGAUACAUCAUCCCCAAGUUCAGACCGAACCACAAAAUGUCCAAAAGGAACCUUGCUUGGUACCUGUGUAGACAAACGUUUAAGAGGGCUGUCAUAGAUGCCAUUACCGACUUCCAGAAGAACAUACAGAACUACCUCUAA
Molecule: messenger RNA, 1491 nt
Organism: Theileria orientalis strain Shintoku
Lineage: Eukaryota; Apicomplexa; Aconoidasida; Piroplasmida; Theileriidae
Exons: 1
Coding region: 1-1491 (496 amino acids)
Source: RefSeq, a predicted model, not a curated record